AUGGGACUCGUGAUGCCCGACCGCCAGCUUGCGCAGGUGGCCCUGCAGGCGGCAUUCGAGGCAUCAGAGAAGCAGAAGGUCAAGUUCAACGACGUUCUCCCCAUUGGCCCAACCUAUGACGUUUGCCUCUUCAUGUACCUGAUAGGCCUCCCGCAAUACAUCGACGUCUUGAUGGACCACGGUUGGGACACUAUGCACAGGCUGCUGAAGAUCCAGGAAUUUCACAAAGCUCUACAAGCAUUCCAGCCGGAGCAUGCCGAGCAGCUGAUGGCGUGUCUCAAAGACCCUGGCAAAGUUGCUGCAGCUCGACGAGGGGUGGAGGGCUUCACUCCGGUGUUCCUGAAUGUUUAUCAUUGCAGCUGGGACAAAGGCAUCAGGCGAUUGAACAAGGCACUAACGCCAUGUGUUGGUGGCAUAUACCACGCUGGUGUUGAGGUCAACAAUCUGGAAUGGGACUUUGGUUCUGGUGACGACAGGACUACGCCUGCCGUGCGAUGCAUCAACCCUCUGCAACAUCCGUGUCAUCGAUUUAGUCGAACUGUGCACUUGGGCUUCACGCGUCUCAGCCCAGAAGACGUCGCGGAUAUCGUAUCGCAGAUGCUUGAGGAGUAUCCGGGACCUGAUUAUGAUGUACUUUCCCGAAAUUGCUGUCACUUUGCAGACGACUUCUGCAGGAGGCUUGGCGUUGACGGCGUACCAGGUUGGGUGAGUCUGAACCUCUCUGCGGUCGGCCGAGUCCUUCUGACUGUCCUCGACAACCUUUGCAGUGUUUGGUAUCGCACGGCCGCAAGCUGGUGCAGUUGGAGCAGGCCCACUCAAAGUGGGACCAGCAACAUGGCCGCAUGCACACCCUCGAAGUCGGAGCAAGCCUGCAGGCUCGGGAAUGCACUGGCGACAAACUGA
Messenger RNA from Symbiodinium sp. CCMP2592, 903 nucleotides. The record is from the annotation of a GenBank genome assembly. NCBI's taxonomy places the organism in Eukaryota, Dinophyceae, Suessiales, Symbiodiniaceae.